CUGCUGCUGCUGCUGCUGCUGCUGUGAUGGCUGAGCCUGUACCGUCGUCGCUUGGGGCGGGGGUAUGUCCCAACGCCAGAGGAGCAGCGUGUGCUGCAAGAAUGCAAAGAGAGCAAGCCUCUUUCGCGGUGCACUAUGGUGCUGCGGCUGGGCUCGGAUUCGCCCGCUGGGUGGUUUCACGCCGCGGCCGCCCUCCCACGCGCCUCGUGUCGAUUGCAUACCACGUUGGCUUCGGCAGCGCCGGCUUCUAUGCGGGUGUUGUGUCGUACCAGCCACGGUGCGUGGAGAAGAUCCUGGCCCUGUCCAACUCGCCCAUGGCUGACGAGCUGCGCGCGUUCAUGGAGCGAGCAAAGCACGCCAAGCCGCCGCCUGCUCAGCAGCAGGGCCAGCACGACACCCGCCCACUCCAGUACCAGCAACAACAGUACCAACAGCAACACUAUCAAGAGCAACAGCAGGAGUAUCAGCAGGAGCCUGCCUUUGGCGACGCUCGCCGCUAUCCCCGCAGCCGCACCACUGCACCCGCACAGCCGCCCGAUGAGGUGCUCACCGACGACACGCAGGGACAGCAGUCGCCACCGCCAGCUCCUGGGUAUGGCGGGCACGGAUAUGGAUACGGGUACGGGCAGGGCAGCAUGGGCGCUGGCGACUAUGGAACGCAAUACCAGCGGCCUGUCGACCGCUCCGCUGAGCCCGUGCGCGACCACGUGCCGGAGACAUUUGCCCCCGAUGGACUGCCAACAUACGAUGACGGGUCGCAGGAUGCGCGGCGAGACACGACGCGUGGUGGUGGUUUCGGCAGUGCGGCCGACGAGUGGGGCGGCAGGGAUGAUGAGGACCCAUAUGCAGCCCGCGAGGCAGGGACGACGCCUGCACACUCGUACGCCGACCUGAGAAGUGCACACCGCCAGACACACCAGCCGCCAUCACGCCAACGCCCAGCGUGGGCACGCCAGAGCACCGACAACACCGCACCGCCACCAGCAUCAUCUUCUUCGGCGUCGCAGUACAAUGACCAGCGGGUCCACGGAUGGGAUGAUGGCACACCGCAGGACUCGCGAGCCGUUCGCACGCGCGUCAGCAGAUACGGGGACGAGCUCGAAGACGACAACUUCUCAUCCCGCUGAUGUGUGGGCUGAUACGUGUGUUUUUGUGUGUUUUGUGCUUUUUGUGGCUAAUGCGUGCGUGUGUGUUUGUGUUUGUGUUUGUAUGUGUGUAUCUGUGCGUGUCUGUGUGUAUCUGCGUCUGUGUAUCUGUCUGUGUCUUUGUAUGUGCGUGUUUGUGCUGUCUGCGUAUGUGCGUCUGUCUGUGUCUGCGUAUU
This is a messenger RNA of Salpingoeca rosetta, 1321 nucleotides long. RefSeq lists its product as uncharacterized. Gene Ontology annotation, cellular component: endosome. The transcript has 3 exons. NCBI's taxonomy places the organism in Eukaryota, Choanoflagellata, Craspedida, Salpingoecidae. The record is from RefSeq and is a predicted model, not a curated record. The coding region runs from base 27 to 1127 and encodes 366 amino acids.